This is a messenger RNA of Camelus dromedarius (Arabian camel), 601 nucleotides long. It is a transcript of the gene LST1, whose product is annotated as leukocyte specific transcript 1. The coding region runs from base 230 to 505 and encodes 91 amino acids. The transcript has 5 exons. Lineage: Eukaryota; Metazoa; Chordata; Mammalia; Artiodactyla; Camelidae. Gene Ontology annotation, biological process: dendrite development; immune response; cell morphogenesis. Gene Ontology annotation, cellular component: membrane. The record is from RefSeq and is a predicted model, not a curated record.
UGGAGAGUCACCCAGGCUGGGGGAGAAGUUAAACCAGAGGAGGGGCAGGAAUGUCUGAGGUGGCAACACAUCCCAGGCAGCUCUAGCUGGUCUGGAGCGUGUCCACCCGCAGGCCACAGAGUCUGGAUGAGGAACUUGGGGCACGUGACUCACCCCAGGCCAUUUAGCCUGGAAGAGCAGGGGCCAGGUUUUCUGACCUGCAGGCCAGUCUUCAAUUCCCAACCUAGUGAUGAUUUGUGAGACUCGAGAGUUAUGUCUUUACGAGUAUGUGACCUUAGGGCUGGGGGGGCUCCUGCUCCUGGUUUUGGUCAUUCUGUCCAUCUGCCUGUGUCGGCUUCGUGUGAGAGUGAAGAGGCUGGAGAGGAGCUGGUCCCAGCUCCCAGAACAGGAGCUCCACUACGCAUCCCUGCUGAGGCUGCCAGAGCGGGAGGGACCUGACCUCCGCAACCAAGAAAGGGAAGACAGAAAGGAGGACCUCAGCACUGACUACGCCUGCAUUGUCUAGAACAAACCCACCUGAGCACCCCCAGAUGCCUCCCCCACCGCAGGCGGGUGGUCAGGGCCGCCCUGAGUUUCACCCAGUAAAGACCAUGAUCUCACA